This is a messenger RNA of Hemicordylus capensis (graceful crag lizard), 2776 nucleotides long. RefSeq names its product cytidine monophosphate-N-acetylneuraminic acid hydroxylase-like. Lineage: Eukaryota; Metazoa; Chordata; Lepidosauria; Squamata; Cordylidae. Gene Ontology annotation, molecular function: 2 iron, 2 sulfur cluster binding. The transcript is spliced from 16 exons. Bases 164 to 2050 code for a protein of 628 amino acids. The record is from RefSeq and is a predicted model, not a curated record.
UACUAGUGCUGCAUGAGUACCAUCUUUUCAUCCUGGGAUUGCUACAUAAGGCUCUUACCUGCACUGGCACUGAUUACUCAUGGAAAAAAGUGCUGCAUGAGUACCAUCUUUUCAUCCUGGGAUUGCUACAUAAGGCUCUUACCUGCACUGGCACUGAUUACUCAUGGAAAAAAGCAUGGAACAAAUUAGCAAGAUCUUGCUGUCCCUCACUCCUCCUGAGGUUGCUAUACUCAAGGAAGGAAUCAAUUUCCUCAGGAACAAAGAAGAAGGCAAGAGUUACAUCUUGUACAAGGACACUGAUACUCUGCGAGCAUGCAAGAACAUGUGCAAACACCAGGGAGGGUUGUUCAUUAAAGAUAUUGAAGAUCUCACAGACAGAUGUGUACGUUGCACCAAGCAUAACUGGAGGUUGGAUGUGAGCACAAUGAAGUAUGUUAACCCUCCAGAUAGCUUCUCUCAAGAUGAACUAGCUUCUGACAGUCCUCCGGGAGCUGCAGCCUCAACUUGGCCUGUCUCAGUUUCUUCCUGUGGUCCAACAGAUGAACUCUCAUUCUGUUGCUCUGUUGGAGGGUUGCCAACUUUCUUCUCCUCUUCACUAUCCAAAGUUGUUGAAAUGGAUGAAGCUAAUGGACUGAUGCUAAUUGAACUGCAUCCUCCAAAUCCAUGGGAUGCGGAACCUAGAAAGCCUGAAGAUCUGGCUUUUGGAGAGGUGCAGGUGACAUAUAUAACUCAUGCAUGUAUGGACCUCAGACUAGGAGACAAAAGAAUGAUAUUUGAUCCAUGGCUAACAGGUCCUGCCUUUAUACGUGGCUGGUGGUUACUUCAUGAACCACCCAGUGAUUGGUUAGAACGGCUUUGUCGUGCUGAUCUAAUCUACAUCAGCCACAUACAUUCUGAUCAUCUCAGUUACCCCACAUUGAAGAAACUUGCCGAACAGAGACCAGGUAUACCCAUUUAUGUUGGGAAGACCGAAAGACCUGUAUUCUGGUACCUUGACCGGAGUGGUGUAAAGCUGACCAACAUUAAUAUUGUUCCAUUUGGAGUUUGGCAGGAGGUAGACAAGAACCUUAGAUUUAUGAUAUUAAUGGAUGGUGUUCACCCUGAAAUGGAUACUUGCAUCAUUGUUGAAUAUAAAGGGCACAAAAUCCUAAAUACAGUGGACUGUACCAGGCCCAAUGGAGGAAAGCUUCCUGAGCAAGUUGACCUUAUGAUGAGUGACUUUGCAGGUGGCGCAUCAGGAUUCCCAAUGUCAUUCAGUAGAGGAAAAUUCACAGAGGCAUGGAAAGCCCAGUUUAUUAAAACUGAAAGGAAGAAGUUGCUGAAUUACAAGGCCCAGCUGGUUACUGAUCUGAAGCCAAAAAUCUAUUGUCCUUUUGCAGGAUAUUUCAUUGAAGCUCAUCCUUCUGACAGUUAUAUCAAAGAAACAAACCUUAAAAAUGACCCAGAUGUGUUGAACAGACUAAUUCGAAAAAUGUCAAGUGACAUUUCAACUUGGACACCGAAACCUGGAGCCACCCUGGAUUUAGCAAGGAUGCUCACAGAUCCAACAGACAAGAUGGGAAUUGUAGAUCCUCCAGCAGGGACAAAAGUUUUCAAAGACUCAUGGGACUUUAAACCAUACAUACUAUCUCUCAGAGCUGCGAUUGAUGAUGAGAUAUUUCUCUAUUCCUCCUGGGUGAAAGAAUACUAUAUUUGGGCUGGGUUUAAAAACUAUAAUCUUGUGAUAAGGAUGAUAGAAACAGAUGAUGAUUUCACCCCUUUGCCUGGAGGCUACAACUACUUGGUGGAUUUUUUGGACCUAUCAUUUCCAGCAGAAAGACCAUGCCGUGACCAUCCAUAUGAGGAAAUAAGAACUCGAGUUAGUGUUGUGAGGCACGUAGUGAAGCACGGAUUACUCUGGGAUGAUCUGUAUAUAGGAUUCCAGACUCGGCUGCAACGUGAACCUGACAUAUAUCAUCAUCAGUUCUGGAAUCAUUUCCAAAUAAAACUUCCACUGGAUCCACCUGACUGGCAGUCAUUCUUGGCAGGACACAACGAAAAUGUGAAGUAAACAUACAAGAGUACUGGCUGUGUAGCCAAUAUGGAGAGGAGUUGAUUAAUGUAUCUCCUACUAGAAGUCAGUUUUAUUUUUGCAUUCUCUGUGGAAAAGUGUAAUGGUUGACAUCUGGACUAGAGUUGCACUAGCACAAUGAGAGAAGGUGCACACACUUAAGAAGUUUGCAGAGCUGUGUGAAGUUGCGCUCUGUAAUGUUGUGCAACCACUAGUGGAAGCCUUUCUCUGGGAUAUGCAUAAGCUUUGCAGCAGGUUUGCAACACAUUGGGCAACUGGUUGUACUACUUGUCAACUUCUGCGAGCCAGUGUUCCCUCUAACAGGGGUUCCCAGAUGUUGUUGACUACAACUCCCAUAAUGCCCAACCAGACACCAUUGAAGCUGGGGAUGCUGGGAGUUGCAGUCAACAACAUCUGGGAAUCCCCGUUAGAAGGGACACUGUUGCUAGCGCAAGUACUAGUCCAGACCGGAUCACAAUGUCCUUGCACUACAUCCUUGGAAGAAUUGUUCUUUGUGUCUUUAUUCUUUGCUUUGGCUUUCCCCCCAAAAUAAUUCAUCAUCUUCAUCUCCUGAGGAAGUCAAUGAUUUUUCUGCGAAUGAUCACUGGAAGUGUGGGGUUGAAAGCUUGUGACACUUUCAAGGAAUUUAUCCAAUACAAAUAAUAUCAACUGUUCUGUGCCUCUUAUUUACUGCAAUAUAUAAUUUAUCCAUUAAAAAUGAUGAAA